GAAGAAGUAUAUACUAUCUGUCAUCGCGGUGACAGGUUGUGUUCACUGACAACACGUUAAAUAAAAAUAACAAUAGCGUGCGUGUAGCGCGCGCCUGUUGUGCUAGUAUCUGAAAUCUGAAGAAAUUUUCCGUUUCUUAACCUCACACGUGUGUUAUUUUAAUUCUUUGCCAAUUAUUGACCGAUAAUAUAUUGUAUUAUAAUGCGUGUGAAUGCUCAUCGGUGCUUAUCAGUGUGUGUCGUGUGUCUCAUCGUGCGUGUUAAAUAGAUCUCGCUAUUUGUUCCAAGAUCUUUUAUCAUAUAGUUACACACAGAAAGGAGAAAAAAGUAAUUUAUUGUUUAUAGCGAGAGAAACAAAUAUGUACACAUAUUUGUGCAAUAAAUAAAAUAACAAAAUAUAUGUCAUCAAUGAAAUGUAUAUGAUUGAUCAUCGCUUCAAACCAGAAUUUUCGAUCAGCGGUACAUAUAACUAAACACAGCAAAAAGGAAAUGAAAGCGUCAUUGAUUCUAUCUUUAACUUUACGCUCCCAUUUGUGUCAAAAACAUCAAGCCGAAAAUAAACUUCACGAAUGUCGCGACGCGUCUAGAUAGUUCUACACCGGUUAUAAUACGACGCACGAGCGCCUUCGCUUCUAAUCGAAUCUUCAGAGCGAGCGUGAGCUGACUUGGAAAUCACACAAGUUUAUCUUUCCAAUUGUGUAUAUUUUGCGACAAAAUUUUUAAAAAAAGUGAAUUACUCACUGAUCCUUGAAGUUUAUGAUUAUUUUGAGACUUUUUGAGCUAUAAAAAUUUGUGUCAAGCAGAUUUUUGUAUUACAUCAUGACGAAAUCGGAUAUAACUGCACAAGAGUGGAAGGAGAAGGGUAAUGAAGAGUUUAACAAAGGCAACUGGUCAGAAGCUUUGAAUUGCUAUACAAAUGCAUUGAAAUUAGCAAAGGAAGAUAAUACUGAGAAAGCAGUAUACUAUAAAAAUCGAGCUGCUGCUUUUUUGAAGCUAAAAGAUUAUGAGAAAGUGGUCAAAGAUUGUGAUGACUCACUGAAGAUAUGUCCUAAUGAUCCCAAGGCGUUGUUUCGCAGAUGUCAGGCGUUAGAAGCAUUGGACAGAUUUGAGGAAGCUUACAGAGAUGCGAGAAAUAUCAUUUUAUCUGAUCCCAAUAACAAAUCUAUUCUACCUAUAGCUACACGUUUACAUGAAAUUGUACAAGAACGAUUUAAGGAGAAUUCACGCGUCAGUGCCAAAGUGUCGCAAAUGUUUGACUUAGCUUUUACCAUGACCAACGAUAAAGAGAAACGCGAGACUGCAAUGAACAAUCUGCUUGUGCUAGCACGUGAAAGAGCUGGUGCGGAGGAGAUCUUUAAAGAGGGAGGUGUGUCAAAAAUCACAAAACUCUUGAAAUUGGAGAAAAACGAAGAAAUAAUAUGUAGCGCGAUUCGCAUUGUCGGGGAAUUAUGCAAAAACAAUAUCAGUCGGACCAAGUCCAUCAUAGCAGAUAUUGGUUUGCCAUGGUGUCUGGAGAUGAUAAACAGUAAAUUCGCAGAAAGAGUCACUGCGGCGCAAUAUUGUUUACAGACUAUAUUAAAUACUUACAGCGGAUUGGACAACAAGCCUGAUUCGAAACCCGACAAAGCUCUAUGCGAGGUUCAUAAAAAGGAAAUAGACACGAUUCUGUCGUGUUUGUUGUACAGUGUGACAAAUAGAACAAUUACAGGCCUCGCUAGAGACGCAAUUAUAGAGCUUAUUAUCCGAAACGUUCAUUACACCGCAUUAGACUGGGCCGAGCGAUUAGUCGAUCUUCGCGGAUUGCAGAGGUUGAUGGAAGUGGCUAGCGAGAUGGAGGAAUAUAAAUAUGAAUCCUCGAUGGACGUUACGUCCUCUACGCGAACCAUAACUAGCGUGUGUCUAGCUAAAAUAUAUGAGAACAUGUAUUAUGACGCCGCUAAAGAAAAGUUCAGAAACGCUAUUGAUGAAUUUAUCAAAGAUAAAUUGCUUACGCCUAAUAUAGAAUCCAAGGUACGUGUGGUGGUUGCGAUAACGACUUUAUUACUGGGCCCGCUGGACGUUGGUAAUGCGAUCGUGGCUAAAGAAGGAAUUUUGGAAAUGAUUCUCGUCAUGGCGGGAACGGACGAUGUGCUGCAGCAGAAGGUCGCUUGCGAGUGCAUCGUUGCGGCUGCAUCGAAGAAAGAUAAAGCCGCAACGAUUAUAAAUCAAGGUGUAAAUAUACUGAAAAAAUUAUAUCAAUCCAAAGACGACUCAAUUCGAGUGCGAGCGUUAGUAGGACUGUGCAAAUUGGGCAGUUCCGGAGGUACGGACGCGACUAUAAAACCGUUUGCGGAAGGAGCGACGAAGAAACUGGCAGAGGCUUGCAGACGAUUCCUGAUCAAUCCCAAGAAACAGAAGGAUAUGAGGAAAUGGGCUGUAGAGGGUUUGUCAUAUCUCACUUUCGAUGCCGAAGUCAAGGAAAAGCUGAUCGAGGAUCAGGAAGCCAUUCAGGCAAUGAUCGAGGUUGCCAAGACCGGCGAUCAAUCGGUUCUUUACGGCGUGGUCACUACGUUGGUGAACUUGUGCAAUGCUUACGAUAAACAAGAACUCAUACCUGAAAUGAUAGAACUAGCAAAGUUUGCGAAACAUCAUAUACCCGAGGAACAUGAGCUGGACGAACCUGACUUCGUGAACAAGAGGCUGUGCACGUUAGCCAAGGCCGGUGUGACCAGCGCCCUGGUCAGCCUCGCGAAGACAGACAGUCAGAACAGCAAGGAAUUAAUAGCGCGCGUUUUCAAUGCGAUAUGCAGUCAAGUGGAGGUGAGAGGAAUAGUCGUCCAACAGGGUGGUGCAAAGGCACUGUUGCCGUUAGCGUUAGACGGCACGGAGAAGGGAAAGAAGCAGGCCUCGCAGGCUCUGGCUCGUCUGGGUAUCACGAUAAACCCAGAAGUCGCGUUUCCAGGCCAGAGAAUCAUGGAAGUGGUUCGUCCGUUUAUUAAUCUUCUAAACCCGGAGUGUUCCGCUCUCGAGAACUUUGAAAGUCUGAUGGCUCUGUGCAAUCUGGCCGGUGUUAACGACAGCGUGCGAAAACGCAUAUUGAAGGAAGGAGGAUUCCAGAAGAUCGAAUCCUACAUGUACGAAGACCACGACAUGUUGAGACGCGCAGCCACGCAGGUAAUAAAUAAUUUAAUAAUGUGCGAUGAAACGAUACAGUAUUUUGAGAAAGAGAACGACCGGGUCAAGUAUCUCGUGAUACUGUGCGAAGAAGAGGAUCAAGAUACCAGCAUGGCGGCUGCUGGAGCGCUGGCAAUGCUGACGUCGGUCAGCAAAGCAGCUUGUAUAAAAAUUUUCGACUCGAAAGAUUGGCUCGAAUCCCUGCGUUUUCUACUCGCCAAUCCGAACAGCGACAUGCAACAUAGGGGUGUCAUAAUCGUACUGAACAUGAUGAAGAGCACGAAAGACGUCGCUGCGAGACUCAUUGAAACUGACGUGAUGGAAAUAUUGAUGGCGUUAAGUAAAAACGAUAAUAUAGAAAAUAAAAAGAUCAAGGAAUUAGCAUCUGCCGCGUUGGAAGCUGCUGCAAAAUGGGAACUAAUUAGGAAUAUCGGAGAGACACAAGAAUCACAGAGCACUAGUAAUAUAGAACAUAUAGAUUAAAAAAAAAAAAAAAAAUACUUAUACACACGUUAAACUCUGAAGUGCCUUACAUGAUAAAAUAAUUGAAUGACUAUUACGUUUAAGUUUUUGCAAUUUUAUAGUUCUGUUAACAAGAUUAUCGAUCAUUUACAGCUAUAAAAAAAUAUAUGAUAUUUAUACAUAUCUUAGAAAUCUUUAUAUAUAUUUUAUGUAUACGUAAUUCAUGUUUGUAAUAAUUCACGAUACUUAAUUAGUAUCGCA
Molecule: messenger RNA, 3875 nt
Organism: Pseudomyrmex gracilis
Lineage: Eukaryota; Metazoa; Arthropoda; Insecta; Hymenoptera; Formicidae
Gene: unc-45
Product: protein unc-45 homolog B
Exons: 5
Coding region: 819-3635 (938 amino acids)
Molecular function (GO): Hsp90 protein binding
Source: RefSeq, a predicted model, not a curated record